Merops nubicus (carmine bee-eater) is the source of this 1471-nucleotide messenger RNA. It is a transcript of the gene HSPBAP1, whose product is annotated as HSPB (heat shock 27kDa) associated protein 1. Gene Ontology annotation, molecular function: 2-oxoglutarate-dependent dioxygenase activity. The record is from RefSeq and is a predicted model, not a curated record. The annotation marks the transcript as partial. NCBI's taxonomy places the organism in Eukaryota, Metazoa, Chordata, Aves, Coraciiformes, Meropidae. The transcript has 7 exons.
GUGAAGAUGUAAAACCAUUUACUCCUGAGAAAACCAAGGAAAUUGUGAUGUCUCUACAGCAACCUGCAGUCUUCUGUAAUAUGGUUGGUGACUGGCCAGCCCUGCACUGGGAUGCAAAAUACCUUUCUGCGAUGCUGGAUGGAAAGACAAUCCAGUUUAGGCUAGGUCUGAAGACAGUGGACUUAGUUCCCCAGUUUGAAACCACGUGUAGCUAUGUGAAGGCUACACUUGAAGAGUUUUUGGCUUGGAGUUGUGGGCAGCUUUCUUGUCUCUCUGGACCAUUCAGUUGUUACGAGUACUCCAAAUACUGGGCUUAUGCUGACUACAAAUACAUUGCCAGAAUAUUUGAAGAGAAGCCAGAAAUUUUCCAGGAUAUCAGGUGGUCUGACUUUGGUUUUCCUGGAAGAAGUGGGAAGGAAAGCACGCUGUGGAUUGGUUCUGAAGGAGCAAACACUCCCUGUCAUUUGGACUCCUAUGGCUGCAACUUGGUGUUGCAAGUACAAGGAAGGAAAAGAUGGCACCUCUUCCCACCUGGUGACACCAGUUUCCUUUAUCCCACUAGGAUCCCUUAUGAGGAAUCCAGCAUAUUCAGCAAAGUCAAUGUUGCCAACCCUGAUCUGAAACGCUUUCCUGAAUUUAGGAAUGCAACAGCUCACGUCGUUACACUCAGUCCAGGACAGGUCCUGCUCGUUCCAAGGCACUGGUGGCACUAUGUGGAAUCCAUUGAUCCCAUCACUGUCAGCAUAAACUCUUGGAUUGAAAUGGAUGAAGAUCAUGUAGCCCGUGUAGAAGAAGCAAUAACUCGAACACUGGUAUGUGCCAUAAAAUCAGCAGAAAAUCCUGGUGAUGGAGAUCUCUGGCUAAAUCCCACAGAGGUUGAAGCAACAUCCCAUGAAAUCAAUCUUCAGUACCUGAAUAAAGCAGUCUCUGCAUAUUUGAAGCGUCAAAAGGCAAGUGUGCCAGAGCAAGCAUGUUCCAGCAGCACUGGUGCAGAGCAAAGGACAAGCACCUCGUGCAAGAGGAGGAAAAGGGAGGUUGGCUUUGAACUAGAGGGCUGCGGAUUAACUCACGAAUUUGGCUUUUCAACAUUUAAAGCAGAAAAGCUGCAGAAAAUACCUUUUGGGCCUCAUCUUAUUCAAGUUUUACCACAGUCUCAAGAAGCAAGCUCAAUGGGUGCAGUUGCAGCUGGAAGUGACAGUAGAGAUCUUCUUCAUGCAAAUGAAGGAGGACAGGUUGGAAAAUUACACUGCACCAGGAAGCAACUGGUAAUGAGUGACAACUAUGAAAUGCCUGCACAUCAAAUGGAUUCAGACGGCAGCCCAAACCCCUCAAACACAACCCUUUCUACCAAUGAUUUGCUAGACUGUUUGGUUAAUCCACAUGUCAUUAAUUUAGUGGCUCAGCUGCUGUUGGAGAGAACAAGAGUUUAAUGCCAGAGUACUUUAUCAUUUCUGAAAUAAAGAAAUCAAAU